Molecule: messenger RNA, 1581 nt
Organism: Cottoperca gobio
Lineage: Eukaryota; Metazoa; Chordata; Actinopteri; Perciformes; Bovichtidae
Product: calcium/calmodulin-dependent protein kinase type II subunit beta-like
Exons: 5
Coding region: 593-1258 (221 amino acids)
Biological process (GO): protein phosphorylation
Molecular function (GO): calmodulin binding; calcium/calmodulin-dependent protein kinase activity
Source: RefSeq, a predicted model, not a curated record
CUAAAGGAAUUUCUGGCAGGUACUGGUCCCUCCUUGCAUGUGACCACCAUCUCCCGUAUUCUGCACAUGUCUGGGCGAUGGGGUAGGGUGGCAACACGGAAACCCUUUCUUACAAAAAGAAAUAUCAAAGCCUGUUUGAGUCACCCCCGAACCAUGUGGGAAGAUGUGUUGUGGUCUGACGGGACAAAGGUUGAACUAUGUUAAGAUAUGUUUCAAUACAGCUCAUCAUCCAAGGAACACCAAACGCCUGUGAAGCGUGGUGGUGGGAGCAUCAUGCUCUGGGCUGCUUGAAUGAAUAGCUCCAAAUAUCAAGAUAUUCUGGCACAAAACCUGCUGUCAGAAAGAUGAAGAUGAAGAGGAAGAGGAAUAUCUCGUCCCAACAUGACAAUGACCCAAAGCACACAUCCAAGUGGACCAAGGCGUGGCUUCAGAAAAGGAAAAUCAAAGUCUUGGAAUGUCCCAGUCAGAGCCCGGACCUCCAUCCCAUCGAAAACAUGUGCAAUGACCUAAAGAGAGCUGUACACAGGAGAUCCCCUCGCUAUGUGAAGGAACUUCUACUUUUCUGCAAAGAAGAUCAAAUUCCAAAGUGUCGAUGUGCAAAGUGAAUAGAGACUUCUUCACAAAGACUUGCUGCUGUAAUAAAUGCACAAAGUGCUUCACAAAGUGUUCGUUGGGUGAGGUGUGCCUCCCUUCCUCCCUCCUAAACUCAGCUGCCACAAAGUUUGCUGACCUGCUGGGGUCAGUGCGUAGGGGCUCAGGGCCCACAUCUGACGGGGAAGGGAGAUCCAGCACUCCACCUCCCGCUGCCCUCUCUGCCCCCUCCCCUCCACACACCCCUGUUGUCCCCAUGCAGAGACGCAAACAAGAAAUAAUCAAGAUCACCGAGCAGCUGAUAGAGGCAAUCAACAAUGGAGACUUUGAAGCAUACGCGAAGAUCUGCGACCCUGGACUGACUUCAUUUGAACCGGAGGCGCUGGGCAACCUGGUAGAGGGCAUGGAUUUCCACAGAUUUUACUUUGAGAACCUUUUGGCUAAGAACAGCAAGCCCAUCCACACCACCAUCCUGAACCCUCACGUCCACAUGAUCGGCGAGGACGCAGCCUGCAUCGCUUACAUCCGCCUGACUCAGUUUGUUGACAACCAGGGUCGGCCGCGGUCCAGCCAGUCGGAGGAAACUCGCGUCUGGCAUCGCAGAGACAGCAAGUGGCAGAACAUCCACUUCCACUGCUCAGGAGCACCUGCUGCGCCACUCCAGUGAGGGAUGAAUGCCAUAGCUCUGUCCGUCAGGAGUGCUCUGCUGGAGAGAGAGAGAGAGAGAGAGAGGAAGAGGAGGAAGGGAUGAAAGAACAAGUCCAGUGUCGGUUUGGGGACAGGCCCCUCAACAACAACAACCCCCCCCCCCACCCCCCCCCUCACUGGACCCCCGACCUCAACCCCCAGCAUGCAUCUCUUCUUUUACUACUACUGCCCCCUUUGUUUGUCACCUGUCCUACAACACAAUCUGACAACUAUCAAACAAACAGCUCGACGUCCUUCACCCCCUGCGGCUGCGUCUCCUUCCCUCCGACACUCUGGGUGGGG